Trichobilharzia szidati is the source of this 3107-nucleotide messenger RNA. Lineage: Eukaryota; Metazoa; Platyhelminthes; Trematoda; Strigeidida; Schistosomatidae. The record is from the annotation of a GenBank genome assembly.
AAAAUAGAUUUUUAGGCAUUGAAAUAUCCGGUUUUGGCUUUUGAUGCAGUUAAACAAUCAUUGGUUUUUGCACAGGGCGUUGGUGCUUUGAAGUCCGUGGAUUUUUAGUGAUAUACAGUAUUACAGCUGCAUUUCUGCCAAUCAGUUAUUCCGAACUGAGAAAUCUUCACAGUUAUUAUUUCCACUGAAUUCUUGUUGUUGUGUUGUGCUGACUUCGUGCUACUGAUUCGAUAUUUAGUGCAGCUGAGGGUCGUUUAUCAUGACGGCGUAUGCUACUAGCAUACCUGCCAUAGAUCCCAGUAUGGGACAACUGGUUGAGUUACCAAUCGACCAAGCCGGUACAUAUGUUAUCCAAGAUGCAAGUGGUGCUCAAAUUCAGUUAGGUAGUGUUCAAGGUGGAAAAAGUUUACUGAAACCGGAAUUAGCUCAACACUUGAGCCAGCACGCUGGUGGUUAUAAGGCAAAUGUUGGUCGAGGUGGUUAUACCUUGGCGAAUAAUGAUGCUCGUUGGGUUUCUCUCAAUACGAAUCGUGGAUCACGUAAUGUCACAAGUCGAAAGCCUCUAAGCACAGGCACUCCUGUUGGUCAGACAGGAGGAUUGAGUGGGGUUCAGUCCAAUGUACUGUCGCCAUCAGCUUCAGGACUUCUGUCUCUAGGCACUCGUUAUACUCCAUCUUCUGCAACCGUAUUUGGGACAACAGGAAGUCCAAUGUCUGGUGUAAAUCAAGGAAUGAGUGGAACAGGAGGUACAAUCAUAAAUCCAGCUGUUUCGACAGGCGUUGGUGCAAUGAGUGGAAUAGGUGUGGAUCGAGACUCCAGUUACCGUCUAGCUGCUGCUAUUGCCGGUACUAGUGGUCGAGGUCGGCCAAGAGGUCGUAGGCCUUUAAGAGGUCAAUUUCCCGUUGUUCCAAUCGAUAUGGUUCGACAAUUGGGUAUUGAACAACAAGUUAUUUUACAACCAGCCGCUCCGGUUGCUAUGCGUAAUAAAGCAGUGUUAUGUAGACCACUAUCCAUGUGUCGUAAGACUCAAGCGAAUGCCACAACAGCCUACGAUAGUUUAUCCCAGCAUGGUGUAGCUGUACAAACAGAUAAACCUUCAAGUGUAACGGAACUAAGUAAUAACAAAACAUCUAUUGGUAAAGAGAUUCAAACACAAACUACUGAACAUUUAAUGAAAUCAGACGAAAGUGAUGAUGAUGAAGAUAUGGUGCCAGUGGCUGAGGUUGAAGAUGAUCAGCUAUUGAUUAAGUCUGAUCAACCAAAAUAUAGUUGUGUUGAGACAUCAACUACUGAGGACAUGAUAUCUGUGGACGCAGAAGUUCAAACAGAUCUUGUUGAUCCAGAUGAAUUAAAGAAGAUGCCACUUAUUUUACCUAUUCCUAUCCCAGUUCCAAUCUAUGUACCAUUCCCUGUAUGUUUAUAUGCAAGACCAGUGCCAUAUGCAAUCCCUUAUCCACUACCAUGUCCAAUCCCAAUUCCGCUUGUUUUCGAUGCUGUUUCAUCAGAUGCUUCACUUACUGAAGUUCAUGAGCAGCAGCAGCAGCAGGUCGAUCUUGUGCCUAACAGCAGAGCACUUAUUCAAAAAUCAGGCCAACGUGGUACACAUGAUUCACCAGCAAGUGACAACGAAGUAAACACUCAAGGUGCAGAUUCAGAACCUGACCAAUCAACGCGCUAUCCAAGUGCAUUAAAGAUGUCAACUGAUGAAAGAGUUGCAGAAAUUGCGGAAGAGCAUGAAGGUGGCGAUUGUGAUGCAGCUGAAAAUACAUCUUAUCUUAAACGUCGUGCGCCAGAAGAAUCGUCGUCCUCAGAUUCAUGGACUUCAGAAUCAACUGGUAUGCAUCCUAUGGAACAUACUAAUCCAUCAUUUCGUCAACAGCAUCGGACAACAUCAAUGAGUGAUUCGUCCAGUGAAGGUCGUACAAGUAAUCGUUCACAUCCUCCGGCUAAACGACCACGUCAAACAUUAUUAACACCCGUACUUACAUCCGAUGCUAAUUAUCAUUUGAAAUUCUCUUAUGGUAUUAAUGCCUGGCGUCAUUGGGUACAACAAAGAUCAGCGUGUUCAUCAACUGAUAAAACUAGAUCUACAGCAGCAAUGCAACAGUAUUCACAUUUAUACGCGGAUUUGUUAAAUAUGAGUGAUGAAGAUCUAAACAUUGCAUUGAGUCAAUUUGUUCGUGAAGUUCGAAAGCCAAAUAAUGAAUGUUAUGUUGCUGAUUCCAUUUUUUAUUUAUGUCUUGGUAUCCAAGAGUAUCUGAAUGAAAAUGGGCGUAUUGUAAAUCUAUUUGGAGAUCCUGCGUUUACUGACCUGUCUCAAGCUUUAAAUGAAAUAUUGGCCAAUUUUCAACCACGUAUUAGUCCAGAAGGUCUCCUUAUCUGUCGUAUAGAAGAAGAACAUUUAUGGGAAGCAAAACAGUUAGGUUCACAGUCAGCUGAAAUUUUACUUUUCACCAUGCUAUAUUACAAUACAAAGCAUAUUGGUUUACGCCUUGGGACAAUUCAUCGACAGUUAGCCUUUUCACAAUUUCAAAUAUCUGAAUCAGCCAUUCUUUGUCAUUUACCUGGUCAUAUGCUCGGUGAACCAGAUGAUACCGUUACUACCUUACGUUUAGAUGCAAAUCCUCAACAUCCACAACGAUGUCCUGUUCGGCUAUAUAAGGCUUACUUUUCUCAUUGUCCCACAGAAAUGCUCGAUUCUGACAGUGUCUUCUAUUUGAAUCCACUAUAUCCACCACAAUUGAAUUUAUGGUUCUCUACCGAACCUGUUCAACCGCCUGAACUACAGGUCAUACUUAAUCGGAUCAAAAUGGUGAAAGAGAUUCAAGAGGCAUUUAUGAACAGUCAACCAGAUGGAGGAUUUUAGGUAUAUAUAUACAUAUAUAUCACUGAACUCUGUAUCCUGAUUCUAUUUUUGUUUUCUCAGUCAAUAUACUACGUACCCAGCGAAUUAUUGUACUAACUUUUUUGCAUGACCAACAAGAUAAUUCGACUUGAAAAAAAAUACAUAUAUUUGUUUGUCUCUUUUUCUAAUUCCCAUUGUCAAUUAUACAUGCACCUUUCAUAAUUGCCUCUUUAACUUGUAUAAAUUAAUUGUGAAAAUAAAU